Anisakis simplex (herring worm) is the source of this 852-nucleotide messenger RNA. Lineage: Eukaryota; Metazoa; Nematoda; Chromadorea; Rhabditida; Anisakidae. The record is from the annotation of a GenBank genome assembly.
AUGGAGAAGAAUGAAGGUGGAAAUAAGACGCCUAAUGCAGUCUCGGAAACGCCCGGUACAGCAACUCAGGGCGAUUCGGGAUCACGACCUCGGACACCUGAGGUUGGCCUUUCGCCCGCAUUAUCUCCGGCCACAAGUCAGUCACAAAAGGACGGUGGUACUCCUGCGAACAGCAUAGGCUCAUCGGUGAAAUCUGGCGAAAGCAGUUUCAAGGGUGAUUGGGCAGAUCAGGUGGCGCCCGAUGAUAGAAUGGACGAUAAAAGUCUUCCGGAGCCGGGAUAUUUGGAUAAGGAAAUUGGCGAGGAGACUGAAAAGCGUAUCUCACCGUUAAUCCGUAAUCGAAAAGUGCGCUACCUAACGGUGAUCAACUUCUUUUUGAGUGCACUGAAUAUCAUUCUCAUGCUUAUUCUUGUCGCUCUUCUCAUCCACUUCAUUGUGCUGCUGAUUAAGAGGCAAGAUGCCCUCGGCACAAUCAAAAUGCCUUGUUUGUAUCGUUUCGGCGACUGGAGUGAGUGUAGUGCGGAGUGCUGGAAUGAAACAAGUGGACAGGAAGAGCCAUUCAUGGUACGCAAAGUACGACCCGAGACUAUCGUACAAGCUCGAGGCGGAUAUCCGCCUUGUCCGCUUGAUUUGGCACAAUCCGAGGAUAGAGCACCGUGCAAUUUCUAUAAAUGUCCGAAAAAAUUAUCCGAAUACCCAAUUGAUAGAAACAAUUGCUAUUAUAAUGAUAUAAAUAAAGGUGAGAAGGGUGGAUGCUAUGCUAUUCGUAAACUACCGUUGGAUGAGUACAGACUCAUUGAGAUCGAUACUCACCUCACUGAAACUUGCCCUUGUCCUGAUUUGAUUCCAUAG